Molecule: messenger RNA, 882 nt
Organism: Ogataea parapolymorpha DL-1
Lineage: Eukaryota; Fungi; Ascomycota; Pichiomycetes; Pichiales; Pichiaceae
Product: Glucose-6-phosphate 1-epimerase (hexose-6-phosphate mutarotase)
Exons: 1
Coding region: 1-882 (293 amino acids)
Biological process (GO): carbohydrate metabolic process
Molecular function (GO): carbohydrate binding; isomerase activity
Source: RefSeq, a predicted model, not a curated record
AUGUCUGUUGAGGUGGAAAGUGAUCUGAUCAAGUUUUCGUACGGCAAGGCACAUGCCUCUGUUGCGAAAAAAGGCUGCACUUUGGUCUCAUUUGUGGUGAAUGGUGAUGAAUACUUGUAUCUCUCGGAAGCUGCCAAUUUGUCGAGCAAGAGCUCGACGCCUGUGAGGGGCGGCAUGCCGCUGAUUUUCCCAGCAUUUGGCAAGUCGUACCUGGAGAGCCUGAAAACGGUUCAGCAGCAUGGGUUUGUGCGCAACAUGGCUUGGGACUUUGUCAUAGCGGAGGUUUUGACAGAGUGCACGGUAGCACGGUUUCGGCUAAGCCAUCGGCAGUGCGAGAACGAGCAGCAGUACAAAAAUUGGUGCCAAUUCUAUGGCCAGCCUAUAAAGUUUGAGCUGUCGAUGGUUUUCGAGCUAUUUUCGGACCGCAUCACAGUGAACACGAGCCUUGUCAACGAGAACGUGUCUGAGCUGGAGUUUCAAUUUUUGUACCACACCUAUUUUCGAGUGCCCUGUGUUCGCGACAUGUAUAUCACGGGGCUGAAGGGGGCCAAAUAUCUGGACAGACUGCAGACCCGAUACCGGCUAGAUACCAGUCCUAUGCUCAAGGUGGAGGAGCAGACAGACAAAUUGUACAAGCUGGGCGAGAACAACCGGGAAAUUGAUAUUUUGUCGGGCAACUACAACGUGAGACUCACUGCGUCGGACAACUUGAGCGACCUGGUGGUUUGGAACCCGUGGAAAGAGGGUGCGGACAAGAUGAAGGACUUCGAGCCGAAAUCCAGCUACCGCAACAUGUGCUGCGUCGAGUUCGGCGCAAUUGAGGGCAUAACGGUCACCAAAGGCGGACGGUGGCAGUGCCAGCACACAAUUACUAUCAUUUAG